ACGCCCAAAUGAUGCCGUUUCCCUGUCACUGGCUAUACUACUGGAUGUCACGUGACUGGGGGCGUGUUUCAGAGUUUCUCGAGCACAACAAAUCCUCAGUCAGCAGUCAAUCCUACUCAGGAUUACGAAGCUAGGGUGUGACAUUAAUAAGAAGCGAUUUGUUUUUGACGGAUAAACAGCAGCCGAAUGGAUCCGCUGGAUUUUCUAACGGAUGAGGAGAUGAUCAGAUUUCUUCACUGUAAGAAGACAGAGAUCUCGUCUUAUAUAGAGGAACCGCACACCUUCCUCAACCAGCUCCGAGACCAUGACCUGGUACCUGAGGAUCUCUACCAGAAGGUAAAAAAGAUGAAAAAUAAGGAGAGAAAGCAGGAAGGUGUGUAUGAGAUUUUGGACUGGGUGGAGAAUAAACGAGAACAGCAUGUGGGACUGUUUUGGAGGUGUAUGUUUCGGGAUCACCUCCUGCAGAUAUAUCCCAUUUUCCGCUUGCUCCGAAACAGCCUUCUUCAUGGUUCCUAUAGGAUUUCUGAAAAUCUUCCCAAGGCAGAUGUCCCAAGCAGUAACACGGAAGCUGAGAGAAAGGAAAAGAAGCAAGGGCAAAAGAAGGGUGCAACAAAGAGAAAGAAAAGUGGUGAAGAGACAGAUGAGGAGGAACGAGGCCCUUCCUCUGUGUCCAGCAAAAAGAAACCAGCCAUGAAGCCCCCACUCUCCCAACUUUUAGAGAAAGGAGAACUUCCUGUUACCUGUGGAGAUAAAGAAGGCACUUUGUAUAAAGACAAGCUUGCUAGAGGAGAGAUGUGUAUUUUGUCCGAAGGCGUUUGGUUCACCCCAUGUGACUUUGAGAGAUUUUCAGGAAGGGGAAAUAGCAAGAACUGGAAACUCACCAUCCGCUGCCAGAACAUUACUCUAUAUAAACUUAUACAGGAGGGUCAUUUGCAGUGUCCACGCACUUACAGAGACUAUGGUCGGAAGGGAGUGAGAGUUUCUUCAAGCUGUGUGGAAAGCUCCAGCUCAAGCUCCAGCUCUCAGUCAGCAUCCAGUGUGGAGACAGAUGAAUCCAGUGAAGACCAUGAGGAGUGGACAGAAAACGAGGACAGUGAACAAGAAGAAGAGGAAGAAGACAGCGAUACAGUGGAUUUGUCUGAAUUUCAGGAUUAUGCUUUACCAGUCAGCUGUGGUUCUGUCAGUGGGCUUAUAUAUAAAGACAGAUUUACAGGGUCACGCAGUAAGAGCAUCCGCACAGAGGAGCGUUGGUUCACUCCUGAGGAGUUCGUAAAGCAGGAGUUAACGCUGACAGACGGACACUGGAAGGAAGACAUACUGUGUCAUGGCAAAACCCUUAACUACCUGGUGGAGAAAAAAAUCCUGUAUAUCCAUUCACUGCAGUGUCCCUGUCAUCUGUGCUGUCCUGAGAACCGGCUGGAUCAGGAUAAUGAUGACGUGUGCUACAUUUGUAACUCUGUGGGAAAUCUGGUGUGCUGUGAUGAGUGUCCACGAGCUUUUCACCAUCACUGCCACUUACCAACUCUACAGGAGGACACACUUGGGGAUAAUUGGAUGUGUACUUGCUGUGUGUUAAAGAAUAACCAUAGAUUGUGGCUUCACAUGAGCAGGGAAGGUGCUUUGAGCAGUCCUGUUUCUGGAAACAUGAUGCGCUGUGAGUAUUUGCUGUUGCAGUUGUAUAAGGCGGACAGACAGCGAGUAUUUACUUCUGACCCCACAAAAAGAGUGGAGAGAUACAGCAGUGUGAUCUCCAAGCCCAUGUGGCUAAACAGAGUGAAGACCAAACUGCAGAAAGACAAGUACAGGACAGUGAGACAGUUUGUGCAGGACAUCAAGCUCAUCUUCACUAACUGCCAAACUUUUAACAAGGUUAAUAAGUAUGGCAGGAUGGGAGCCAAAAUGAAAAAGGAGUUUGAGAAGGAGUUUAACAGCAUCUUUAAAAUCCAGUAGCAUUCCUGCAUCAUAUUGGAAAGAGAGCUCUUUAUUUUUUAUAUACUUUUAAAAUUCCAUGAAUUAUUUUUUUAAAAUAAUUUAUUUCUCAAUGUUUUAUAUUCCUUAUUGUUGUAUCUCAAUUUUUAUAUAUUUUCCAUAAGGAAUAAUCAACUCCUGUCAUGUACAGAGAAAGAACUCUGAACUACAGUUCCCAGCAGCCACUGCACACUACGUCACUGUCACAUGACCACCAGCUUUCAGGUCCAUAGAGGGCAAAAAUGGCCAUGUUCAAAAACUGUCAUAAAAAUAUUAUAUUUUAAUAUUUUUUCCCACUUUCACUGAUAGCAAGUUUUUGGGGUUUUUUUUAACCAGCAUCAGUUCUAAUCAUAAUUACCAAACAUUCAUUCAUUUUCAGAAUUUUAACCCUUUAAAUGCUGGUUUGUUUACAUAAUGCCACAGAUGUUUUUUUAUGAAAAAAAGAAAAAUUGUAAUUAUUUUCCAAAUACUAAAUGCUAAGCAGAAUUUUUUUUCUUUGAUUAUUACAUUCUUUGAUAUGUCAAUGAUUAACAACAACAUACAUUUGAUGUAUUCAUAUUUUUAUGCAGUGUCCUACCACUCAGCUACAUGAAGCACAAAAAUGUCCACGUCAAAAAACUGUCAGAAACAUUAUAUAUAUAUAUUUUUUCCACUUUCACUGACUUUGAUUUUCCCCCCAGCAUCAGUUCUGACCAUAAUUACCAAACAUUCAUUAAUUUUCAGAAUUUGAAUCCUUUAAACACCUUUUUCUUUACACAAUGCAAAAAAUCUUCAACACUCAGUACCCGUUUUUGACUCGUAUACAUGGGGUGGGAUUUGUCAUUUCCAGUACAAUAUCAUUUCUUUCUUUCAAACUAUUCACACAUAAAAUUUUCAACUCUGAGAUUCGUACAAACACACCCACACAAUUAUUGUUGCAUCAUUUAUUCAGUUGGUCUACAGUGCUCUAUAAUAGGAAAAGCAUGUACAGGUGCAUCUCAAAAAAUAUAUAAUAUCGUGGAAAAGUUAAUGUUUCCCGUAAUUUGUUCAGUGGAACUUUCAUAUUUUCUAGAUUAAUUACACAAAGUGAAAAUUUGUAUCUUGUAUCUCAAAAUAUUACAAUAAAGAAUUUAAGUUG
Messenger RNA from Ictalurus furcatus (blue catfish), 3085 nucleotides. Its product is annotated as nuclear body protein SP140-like. Gene Ontology annotation, biological process: regulation of transcription by RNA polymerase II. Gene Ontology annotation, cellular component: nucleus. Lineage: Eukaryota; Metazoa; Chordata; Actinopteri; Siluriformes; Ictaluridae. The transcript is spliced from 15 exons. Gene Ontology annotation, molecular function: DNA-binding transcription factor activity, RNA polymerase II-specific; protein binding; DNA binding. The record is from RefSeq and is a predicted model, not a curated record. The coding region runs from base 187 to 1950 and encodes 587 amino acids.